Molecule: messenger RNA, 1416 nt
Organism: Etheostoma spectabile (orangethroat darter)
Lineage: Eukaryota; Metazoa; Chordata; Actinopteri; Perciformes; Percidae
Gene: samd13
Product: sterile alpha motif domain containing 13
Exons: 5
Coding region: 305-631 (108 amino acids)
Biological process (GO): negative regulation of DNA-templated transcription
Cellular component (GO): nucleus
Molecular function (GO): chromatin binding; histone binding
Source: RefSeq, a predicted model, not a curated record
CAUGAUUCUCUGCUGCCGUGGGCGAAGGAAGUUAAACCGAUGAAGAAGGGCUAGUUGUCUCUAUUAAAUAUUGAUUUUAUUAGAUGGAUAUCGCCUUUUAUUAAUGUGCAAUAUAUCUUAGUGAUUAGAUCACUUUUUGUUAUCCAAAGUACGCGUAUAGCUCGGACGAAUUGUGGUUGUCAAACAGGAAUUAUCUUUAAUAAGUGAAGACAUCCAGUGAAUGCCAGACUGCGAGAAACGCAGAAACAAUAAUGGUGUUUGAGCUUCCAACCCAUUAGCUAAGUUCUCCUCGAGAAGACAUCUGAUGAAAAAUUACUGCAACGUUACAGAUCCCGGCAUGGAAGACAAGGCAAAUGGCUCUGUUGACACCAAAAGCUCAGUGGAGAACGGCCAGCUGCCGGACCCUGCCAACUGGGGGGUCGCCGAUGUUGUCAAUUACUUCAAAGCAACAGGGUUUGAGGAGCAAGCCACAGCUUUCCAGGAUCAGGAAAUUGAUGGCAAGUCCCUGCUUCUGAUGACCCGUAACGAUGUCCUGACAGGGCUGUCAAUAAAGCUCGGCCCUGCACUGAAAAUCUAUGAGUAUCACGUGAAGCCGCUGCAAACUCAACACCUGAAGAACAACGCCUCGUAGCCCCGCAGGCCGUCCCAAACAAUGACAAUCAUCGUGUCAGGAGAUCCCAGGUUAGCUGCCACUUCACAAAGACUCCUCCGGCCACCGUGGCACCUUAACAGGAUUUGAAUGCUGUAUGUUUUUAUAAGUGUGGACUCCGAAAAAUGGGUUGCACAUGGAUUUCACUCAGCCGUUUACCCUUUCAGCUGUACUUAUUUCUGCUGCUUGAGAUAUUUUACUUUUGUGUGUUUUAUUUAAAAGAAGGAAAUUUGGGGUGAAUACUUUGCGUGGCUGUGUACACAUUUAAGUGUGUAGGUAUAUGUUUGUUUGUGUGCAAAGUGAAUUAACCUAUGUUGGUUUAAAAAAAAAGUAUUUGUAUAUAAGAUUAUAUAUAGUUUAAAACAGUGUAUGUUGUCGUACCUGAACACUUUGAUACAUGCAGAAAAUUAAUGAUUCUGGUGCAUACAUUUGCCCUAAAAUCAGUUUUUAUGCUCUAAACUGUGCAGCCCAGUCAAUGAAACGUUCUUAGCAUGUAACGAUGAAGCAUUUUGUUAUCCCAGACACAAAGAGCCAAUCCAAAAGCCUCAUUGUCCCUGCACACUUACGUUAUCUAGGCCAGAGGCUCUUGAUAUCAAAAUAUUUAUGUGUAUAUAUUCUUAUGUUCCUACCUGUGGUGCUUUAAGAAUUGUUGCAAAGACAACUGUAUCGAAGUGUGUAUGACUAAUGUAUAUGUGCAACAUAACACUGGAGUUUGAAUAUCUGAAUCAAAGAUUUGCAAUAAAUGGUGCUCUUUUCUCACAAAAUAA